Messenger RNA from Malania oleifera, 3522 nucleotides. RefSeq names its product B3 domain-containing transcription repressor VAL2. Gene Ontology annotation, molecular function: DNA binding; zinc ion binding. The transcript has 13 exons. Lineage: Eukaryota; Viridiplantae; Streptophyta; Magnoliopsida; Santalales; Ximeniaceae. The record is from RefSeq and is a predicted model, not a curated record. The coding region runs from base 448 to 3189 and encodes 913 amino acids.
AUCUUAUUAUUUAUUUAUUAUUGUUUUCGAUAUUUUUGUUUUGAAAAACACGAAGUGGGAAAGGGAGAAGAGAGAGAGAGAGAGAGUUCGCCGAGUCUUCAAGUCUCGUGCAUGCAGUUUGUGGCUGGUUGCAGCUGUGUUGAUUCUUUGCAUGCACAUGUUUCUCCGCUGGAGCUCGAUUCUCGUCACUAAUCCACCGUCGCCGGCGCCUGACGCCGUCGCGAUCCGGCUAGGACGACUUCCGGCGACGCUUCGAUCGAAUUAAUCUUUCUAGCUGGAAGACGGAGAAGAGGAAGGGGAAACAGAGGCAUGCGCAGCCUCCUCAUGUUCGGGGAUGAUUAAGGCGCAUUAAUAAGUGAGUUGGAGAAGUCUUAAAGGGGAGAUACUAAUUAGGGCUUCUCGUUUCUCGGAUUUGGGUGUGGUUUGGUGAAGGUUUGAGCUUCGAGAAUGGCGUCGAAAGUCUGCAUGAAUGUCGUCUGCGGGGCGUCGGCGUCGAUCGAGUGGAGGAAAGGUUGGCCUCUGCGAUCUGGUGAAUUAGCUAAUCUAUGUGACAAGUGCGGGUCAGCUUUUGAGCGAAUGGUUUUCUGUGACAUGUUCCACUCAAAAGACUCUGGUUGGAGAGAAUGCACUUCAUGUGGCAAGCGUCUCCAUUGCGGAUGCAUUGUAUCCACAUCUUUAUUUGAGCUACUUGAUAGUGGUGGUGUGAAUUGUGUUAGCUGUGCAAAGAAUCCUGGACUUCACUUAAUUACAAGUGAUGAAAAGCCUAAUGGAUUUGGCACAUUGGCAGUAGAUAAUGUUGGUGAUCAACGGCCCUCUUUGGUGGACAAACAGGUUGAUGGUGGUACUGUUGGAAAGAUGACGCUUAUGCAUUUGGGCCAUGAUUUAGAUGGUACUGGGUUGAACUUGCUCCAACCUCAAAACAACGACACAAAUGGAAUUUGUGUGCAAAUGAAACAGGAGGAUCUUUUUCAUCCUUUUGGUGAAAAUGGAAACCCCUCUUUUUCAAAUCUAAACCAGGCAUCUAUUGGAUCAUCUCAAACUGCCAAACCUGAUAUUUGUAAAAAUAUGGGGGUUAAGGAUAUGUAUGAAUCAUUGGCACAGACAAACCUAAGUAUCACCCUUGCUGUUCCUUCAGGAAAUCCUAAUCCUUGUCCUGGUGCAGUUUCUGAAGAAAGAGAACAGAGUAAGACACCCUCUCCCUUUCAACAAGGGCCUAGGUCUCGUCAUCUUUUACCCAAGCCACCAAAGCCUGUCCUUGUCACAGGUUCGGAGCCAAAUAUGGGCGUGGCUCCACAGAUACGUGUUGCAAGACCACCUGCUGAGGGACGUGGGAGGAAUCAGCUUCUUCCUCGAUAUUGGCCCAGGAUUACAGACCAAGAAUUACAGCAAAUUUCUGGAGAUCCAAAUUCCACCAUUGUGCCAUUGUUUGAAAAGGUUCUGAGUGCUAGCGAUGCUGGUCGGAUUGGUCGUUUAGUUCUCCCGAAAGCAUGUGCUGAAGCAUAUUUUCCUCCUAUCUCUCAACCUGAGGGUCUGCCUCUGAGAAUUCAAGAUGUGAAGGGAAAGGAAUGGGUGUUUCAGUUCAGAUUUUGGCCAAAUAAUAACAGCAGGAUGUAUGUUUUAGAGGGUGUAACCCCUUGCAUUCAGUCCAUGCAGUUACAAGCUGGUGACACUGUAACAUUUAGCCGGAUGGAUCCUGAAGGAAAACUUAUCAUGGGAUUUCGAAAAGCAGCUAACUCUGUCAGCAUGCAGGACAACCAACUAUCUGCUGCUCCUAAUGGUGCUCAUUUGAGUGAAACUAUUUUUCCGGGUGCAAUUGAGAACCUAGCUAUAGUAAGCGGUUACUCUGGCCUUCUUCAUUCUCUGAAAGGAAGCACAGAUCCCCACCUAAAUGCAUUAUCCAAACAUUUAAGUUCAGCUAGUGGGGAUAUUAGCUGGAUUAAAAAUGAGAAGCAUGGCAGUCGAGCAGGGGAGGGCUUGCUGCUGCCAUCAUUUCUGGUUCCAGAAAGGAGAAGUCGAAAUAUUGGAUCCAAAAGCAAGAGGUUGGUAAUUGAUAUCCAAGAUGCUCUGGAGCUAAGACUAACAUGGGAAGAGGCACAAGAUUUGCUUCGUCCGCCUCCAAGUGUAAAGCCAAGCAUUGUCACGAUUGAGGAUCUUGACUUUGAGGAAUACGAAGAACCUCCAGUUUUUGGGAAGAAGAGCAUUUUCACAGCCCGUUCAUCUGGGGAACAAGAGCAAUGGGCACAAUGUGAUAGUUGCUCUAAAUGGCGUAGGUUGCCAGUUGAUAUUCUGCUCCCUCCAAAGUGGACGUGUGCUGACAACACUUGGGAUCAAAGCAGGUGCUCAUGUUCUGCACCAGAUGAAUUGAGCUCAAGGGAACUCGAAAAUCUUCUAAGACUGAACAAGGAGUUCAAAAGACGGAGACUUGCAACAAGCCGUAGGCCAACCCAGGAGCAUGAAUCUUCGGGCCUAGAGGCUUUGGCCAAUGCUGCAGUACUAGGGGACAAUGUGAGUGACCCAGGUGCCACAUCAGUUGCGCCCACUACCAAACACCCUAGGCAUCGCCCUGGCUGUUCAUGCAUUGUUUGCAUCCAGCCCCCCAGUGGGAAGGGGAAGCACAAGCCCACAUGCACAUGCAAUGUGUGUAUGACAGUCAAGCGACGUUUUAAAACCCUCAUGAUGCGGAAGAAGAAGCGUCAAUCAGAACGUGAAGCUGAGAUUGCUCAGAGGAAUCAGCACACAUGGGGUUCUAGGGAUGAAGCAGACAUAGACAAUGCCUCCAGACAUGUAACGUUGCAACUGGAGUCUUCAGAGAAUGAUGCCAGGUUGAUAAAUGAGUUGGAAUCAGGGGCUCAAAGUAACAACCUGUCCAACAACGUGGGUGACUCUGGAAAGGCACAAAUAGAUUUGAAUUGUCAGCCUGACCGGGAAGAGGAGUUGCUUGUCGGGAGAACUCGUAUGAGCAUGAUGAGCCUUCUACAAGUGGCGAGCCUUCCUUUGGAGACAUACCUGAAGCAGAAUGGUCUUACAAGCUUGAUUUCUGAACAAGCUAAUUCAGGUUCAAACGUGUUGCCACAAGGUGCUGGAGAGAGUGAGGGACAGCCUCAGGAGGACUGCCGCCCUAUUUCUACUGUUCAAGAGAGGGAGAGCGGGGGUGAUGAGGGGUGUCCUGUGCCAGAUCCAGGCGAGUAGGAUCCCGUUUGAAGGAAUUUCUCCCUUUCUUCCGCUCCACACCCCCCCCCCCCUCCCUCCUACUCCUAACCUUUCUCGGCCCUUGUUUUAACCCUUUUUUCCCACUAGCCUUUUCUUUCUAUGAUUACAAAUUUAUACGUCGUCCUUUCAGUUGGGUGGUAAUGUAUUUGUCAAUAGUCAAAGGAUGUGUCUUUUUAGUUGUCAUAGAAGGUGUAUUAUUAGUUGUGAUAUAAUGUGGUUCAGUGAAAAGAAAAAAAAAUUGUCAUAAAUGUGCAUUAUGUUCAUAUGAUGUUUUAAUUGACGAGACAUCAAAAUUUUAUGUCUCUAAUAGAA